UCAGUAAUUAUUGAUUAUAGUGAGAAUGAUAAUUUUCGGAAAGUUUUUGUUUUUCUGAAAUAUGAUAACAUUAUUAAGAGAUUAUGAUUUACUUAUCACAGGUUACUCAUCGAUAAAUAAAUGUAUAUGUAACAAUGCAUCAUCUCUUAGUUAGUUUUAAAAACCUCUGUGUGUCUCUCAUGUUCAUCAUGCUGUUUUCUCAGUAUUUAUCUCUGCCAAUAAUUUUAACCACUGUUGCAAUCUUUCUGAUAUGGCUAACCGUGAAUUGGUGGAAGAACAAUCAAAAUCUUCCUCCUGGUCCUUGGGGCCUACCAUUCUUUGGUUACUACUUUUUCCUUUCUUCGAAACCUUAUUUAGAAUUUGACCAUCUAGCAAAACGUUAUGGUGAUGUUUUUAGUUUCAGAACUAUUGGUGGAAAGCUCUUUGUUGUACUUAGCGGUGCGAAGCUUAUCAAAGAAAUUUUAGUCAACAGAGCUGAAGAAUUUAUAGGCCGUCCUCAGGAGAGUAAUUUGUUGGAAUGGAUAUCAGAUGGAUUGGGUGUGACUCAAGAAGAAGGAUCAUCGUGGAAAGAACACAGACGGUUAAAAAUUUUGGCUUUGGAAAACUGGAGAUUGAAGAAAUAUAAUCUCUCAGAUUCUUUUCUCCAGAAAAUUCGAAAUGGAGAAUUCUUCCCUAAACUUGUUAAAGGAGUUCAUCACCUAAUCAAAAUUUUUGCAGAUAAUCGCUUUAUGUUAGUUGGACCAUUUUUUCAGUACAUCGCAAUGAUGCUAUUUCCGAGUUCAUCUGAAGUUCGUAAGGGUAGGGCUCUCUUGAAAAGGACCGUGGAAAAUAUUAUAGAAGAUCAUGUAAAGACUUUCAAUCCAAGCCAUCUUAGAGAUUAUGUCGACGUAUAUUUGGAUCAACGGAGAAAGCUGGAGAAAAGUGAAGAGCUGCAAACAAGUUCUUUUACAAUGGAUAGACUAACAGCAAUAUCAAUGAAUAUGAUGAUGGAAGGAACCGAGUCUGUAACUUCGGCUCUUACUACCCUGUUAACUGCUAUCAGUAAACAUCCAGUGGAGCAGAAAUUAGCCCAAGAAGAGCUUGAUGCUGUGGUUGGAAAAGAACGGCUACCUUCAUGGUUGGAUAGACAAAACUUGCCUUACUUGGAAGCAACGAUACAAGAGCUCUACAGGACAGACAUGCCAUUUUAUAUAUCUACUCAUUAUUGUAAUUUUA
Molecule: messenger RNA, 1215 nt
Organism: Stegodyphus dumicola
Lineage: Eukaryota; Metazoa; Arthropoda; Arachnida; Araneae; Eresidae
Product: cytochrome P450 2J6-like
Source: RefSeq, a predicted model, not a curated record